Molecule: messenger RNA, 1810 nt
Organism: Pipistrellus kuhlii (Kuhl's pipistrelle)
Lineage: Eukaryota; Metazoa; Chordata; Mammalia; Chiroptera; Vespertilionidae
Product: bile salt-activated lipase-like
Biological process (GO): presynaptic membrane assembly; chemical synaptic transmission; synaptic vesicle endocytosis
Cellular component (GO): synapse; cell surface; postsynaptic specialization membrane
Molecular function (GO): signaling receptor activity; sterol ester esterase activity; neurexin family protein binding
Source: RefSeq, a predicted model, not a curated record
UCUCCCGGAUUGCUCCCACCCCAUAAAUACCCACACACAGAGGCAGGAUCAUCCCGAAGCACGCACACACACCAUGGGGCGCCUGGACCUGGCUGUCUUAGGCCUCACCUGCUGCUUGGCAGGAGUGAGCGCAGCAAAGCUGGGCGUGGUGCACACAGAAGGGGGCUUCGUGGAGGGCGUCAACAAGAAGCUCGGCCUCCUGGGCAUCGGCGGCCGCUCUGUGGACAUCUUCAAGGGCAUCCCCUUCGCCGCCCCACCCCAGGCCCUGGAGAAACCACAGCGGCACCCCGGCUGGCAAGGGACCCUGAAGGCCAAGGACUUCAAGCAGGAAUGCCUGCAACUCACUCUCACCCAGGACAACACCGAGGGCUCCGAGGACUGCCUCUACCUCAACAUCUGGGUCCCCCAGGGCCAGGAGGAAGUUUCACAGAACCUGCCUGUCAUGAUCUGGGUCUUUGGAGGAGCCUUCAUCUUUGGAUCCGGCCAAGGGUUAAACUUCUUCAGUGACUACCAGUAUGAAGGGGAGGAGAUCGCCACUCGGGGCAACGUCAUCGUGGUCACCUUCAACUACCGCCUUGGGCCGCUGGGCUUCCUCAGCACUGGGGACGCCCACCUGCCAGGUAACUACGGCCUCUGGGACCAGCACAUGGCCAUCGCGUGGGUGAAGAGGAACAUUGCGGCCUUCGGGGGGGACCCCGACAACAUCACCAUCUUUGGGCAAUCAGCCGGAAGUGUCAGCGUCUCUCUGCAGACCCUCUCUCCCUACAACAAGGGCCUCAUCCGGCGAGCCAUCAGCGAGAGUGGCGUGGCACUGGCCCCCUGGGCCAUCCAGAAGGACCCUCUCUCCUGGGCCAAGAGGGGCGCAAAAGAGGUGGGCUGCCCCCUGGACAAUGUCGCCAGGAUGGCCAAGUGUCUGAAGGUCACCGACCCCCGGGCCCUGACACUGGCCUAUAAGAUGCCCCCACCAGUCAUGGAGUCCUCCUUGUUGGGCCUCCUGCCUGUCAUGGAUGGAGACUUCAUCCCCGACGACCCCAUGAACCUUUUUGCCAACGCGGCCGAUGUCGACUACAUCGCUGGCACCAACAACAUGGAUGGCCACCUCUUUGCCAUCCAAGUCAUGCCCGCCAUUGACAAGGACAAGCAGACCGUCACGGGGGAGGACUUCUACAAGCUGGUCAGCCAAGUCACCAUGGCCAAGGGGCCCAGAGGAGCCAACGCCACCUUUGACCUCUACACGGCGUCCUGGGCCCAGGACUCCUCCCAGGAGACCAAGAAGAAGACGGUGGUGGACUUCGUGACUGACGUCCUGUUCCUGAUGCCCACGAAGAUGGCCGUGGCCCAGCACAGAGCCAACGCCAAGAGUGCCCGGACCUACACCUACCUGUUCUCCCACCCCUCUCGCAAUCCAUUCUACCCCAACUGGGUGGGCGCCGACCACGCCGAUGACCUCCCUUAUGUGUUUGGGAAGCCUUUCGACAACCCCCUGAUCUACCGGCCCCAAGACAGGACUGUCUCCCGAACCAUGAUCGCCUACUGGACCAACUUUGCCAGGACUGGGGACCCCAACAAGGGCCCCUUGGCUGUGCCCACCCAGUGGGAGCCCUACACCCAGGAAAAUGGCAACUACCUGGAGAUUAACAAGAAGAUGGACGGCCAAUCCCUGAAGCAGCACCUGAGGAGCAGCUACCUGCAGUACUGGACCCAGACCUACCAGGCCCUGCCCACCGUGAGAGAGACGGGGCUGCCCCCUUCGGAUGACCCUAAGGCCAUUCCCGUGCCUCCCAUGGGCGACUCUUUGGCUCCCCCAUAG